AUGCAGAGCUCAGACCUGAGCCCCCAGGAUGGCACUUGGACAGAGUCCUCUCUGCUUUUGGGUCUUGGCGCCACCCUUUACUUGGGCUACUACUGGGCAUGUGUGCUCCAGAGGUCUCGACUGGUAGUGGGGCCUGGGUUUCUGGCCUUCCUGGAGCAACACUGUCCAGUCAUGGUGGAGACUUUCUACCCUACACUAUGGUGUUUUCAGGGGAAGCUACAAACCAUCUUCUGAGUCUUAAUGCAGUCUCAGCCCCUAGUCUCUUACUGGAGUGAAGUCCUCCAAACCCCAGAUGGAGACCAGCUUCUACUAGACUGGGCUAGCCAGCAUGACAGCAGCCAAUACAUUGACCCGACCACCCAGCCCAUUGUAUUACUGCUGCCUGGCAUCACAGGCAGUAGUCAGGAGACAUACAUCCUGCACCUAGUUAUCCAAGCUUUGAAGGAUGGCUAUUGUUAAGGAUGGGCAGAGGCUGUUUUAUUUAAUAACUGGGGCUGCCGUGGGGAAGAACUGCUGACUCACAGGGCCUUUUGUGCUGGCAAUACUGAAGAUCUGGAGACAGUCGUGAAGCACACAAAACGCCGCUACUCCAAAGCUCCACUGCUAGCUGUGGGCAUCUCUCUUGGCGGGAUACUGGUGCUGAACCACCUGGCACGGACUGGGCAAGCUGCAGAGUUGGUGGCAGCAUUGACUUUCUCUGCAUGCUGGGAUUCCUUUGAGACUACUCGCUCCCUGGAGACCCCACUCAACUCAUUGCUCUUCAAUCAGCACCUCACUGCUGGCCUCUGCUGACUGGUGGGCAGAAAUAGAAAGGUGACUGGCAAGGGUGAUGUAGACUUUGUGCUACAGGCCUGUACAAUUCGUCAGUUUGAUGAGCGCUACACAGCUGUGGCCUUUGGUUAUCAAGACUGUGAUGCCUACUACCAAGCAGCAGGCCUGAAAAUCAAGGUAGAUGCCAUCCAAUUCCCUGUGCUCUGCCUCAAUGACCCUUUUUCCUCAGAUGACCCUUUUUCCCCAGCCAGUGAGCCUGGGUUCCUGAUUCCUCUGACCCUCUCACAGGCUGCCCAGCACUCUCCCCACAUUGCACUGCUCAUCACAGCCCGUGGGGGCCACAAUGGCUUCCUGGAGGGGCUGCUCCCCAGGCAGCACUGCUAUACGAGCUGCCUCUUGCAUCAGUACGCCAAAGCCAUCUUCCAGCACCCAGAGGAGUUGCUCAGCCUCACGGCGCUCUUACCUUCUGAGAGAGGCAAGAGAAGUACCAUUUAG
This is a messenger RNA of Chrysochloris asiatica (Cape golden mole), 1266 nucleotides long. It is a transcript of the gene ABHD1, whose product is annotated as abhydrolase domain containing 1. Gene Ontology annotation, biological process: medium-chain fatty acid catabolic process; medium-chain fatty acid biosynthetic process. Gene Ontology annotation, molecular function: monoacylglycerol lipase activity; acetylesterase activity. The record is from RefSeq and is a predicted model, not a curated record. NCBI's taxonomy places the organism in Eukaryota, Metazoa, Chordata, Mammalia, Afrosoricida, Chrysochloridae.